Fusarium mangiferae is the source of this 1731-nucleotide messenger RNA. RefSeq lists its product as uncharacterized. The transcript has a single exon. The coding region runs from base 1 to 1731 and encodes 576 amino acids. Lineage: Eukaryota; Fungi; Ascomycota; Sordariomycetes; Hypocreales; Nectriaceae. The record is from RefSeq and is a predicted model, not a curated record.
AUGAGGCUGCUAGAUGCGAACACCCUCGAGGUGGUGGAGUUCAUGGAUCACAAUGUCCCAAAAUAUGUGAUCCUUUCCCAUACAUGGGUCGAAGGACAAGAAGUUACCCUCAAAGAUAUGCAGAAUAACAAAGGGACAGAGCUAUCUGGAUAUGAAAAAAUCAAAAAAGCUUGCGCCCUGGCUCUUGCGAAUGGAUAUGGGCAUGCCUGGGUCGAUACAUGCUGUAUCGACAAGACGAGCAGCGCUGAGCUGUCAGAGGCUAUCAACUCAAUGAUGAGCUGGUACGAGCGAUCGGAAAUAUGUUAUACAUAUUUAGCAGAUGUUCCGCCAGGCACCAACAUUCACGAGCCAGAAUCGUCAUUUGCAAAGAGUCGUUGGUUUGAACGAGGCUGGACCCUUCAGGAACUCAUAGCCCCGUCGAGGCUUAUAUUUCUCUAUAACGAUUGGUCAGCCAUAUACGAAAGAGACGACAUAUCCAACCUUAUCACGCAAAUCACCGGUGUAGACGAGACCUUUUUAUUCCGCCUGCGGACAUUCACAGACAGCCCUUUACAAUCUAGACUCCAAACAGCAAGCAUUGCUGAAAAGAUGAGCUGGGCUUCGAAACGCAAGACAACCCGAAUCGAAGACACAGCAUACUGCCUGCUGGGUAUAUUCGGAAUCAAUAUGCCUCUACUAUACGGUGAGGGCACAAAUGCUUUCCUGAGAUUGCAAGAGGAGAUUAUGAAACGCUCAGAUGAUCAGACAUUAUUGGCCUGGCACCUCCCAGAAGAUGCCCCGGAAGAGUCAGGAGUGCUUGCUACGUCUCCGGCUGCAUUUUCGAAAUGUAGAGACUUUAUCCCUUGUAAUGUGGGCAUGCCUACCCCGCCAUUUCAGAUGACAAACAAGGGCCUACACAUCGAAAUGCCAGUUUCGAGCGACAGCUUCAGGAAAGGGAGAUAUGGUCUUCUGCAAUGCAGAAUGAGACAAGAUCCAACCACAAGGAUUGCAAUCCCCUUGGAGAGUCGUAGAAACGGCAAUGGCCUGUAUGUACGAAGCAAAAAGCCGUUGCUAUUUCUGAGUCAUCGGUACUGGAGAACAUGGUCAUUUACUCCGGUUAAUCUACUCCCAAGUCAACAAAGCUACGAUAUCGGAUCGAUCCGUCAGUACGACUUUGGAAAUCCACAAUUACUUUUCUAUCUUACGGAAGAAGGUGUUCUAGUAGACAAAGAGCGCUCCCUUAUGGAUAUCUAUGAGCCUGACUUGAUUCGUCUUCAUGAUGAGUGGACUAACACCCUAGAACGACUAUUCUACCAUGCUAAGAACAGUGUUUGUGCCGUACUUCGGUCACUUGCCCUUUCACCGUGGAUGUUCGCAUUUGUCGUUGAUUCCUUGAUCAGCAGGGCUUUCGAACCGCUGGGCUCGAUGAUAGAUCAUGCUGAGAAGAAUUUCAGAAGAAUCACACUCGGUGGGAGUGUCGCACUGCAUUUGGGUGUUUAUUUCUUCUCCGCUCGGUGGAGGAGGCUUCAGAGAUGGAUUGGCGCCAUUUCAUCCCCUGAAGCAUUCCUUUCGUUUGGGACCAAUUUUUCGGCUUUUGUCCUUUUUUACUUUUGUUGUAAGCUUCUUCCUCCAGAACUGCUUAGAGCUAUUCUUGAAAAUAAACGGAAAGAGCUGGGGUCUGUAUUACUGGGCCUUGUACUCCGUUUUGUCGUUACCAAGAAAGGCGGGGGCGUAACUACCAUCGCGGCUUAG